CCCAACCUCCUGGUGGGUCAAAUCACCUUAAUUUACCGCAUCCACAAGGCUGCACGGGAGCAUGCCCUUCGUAUUUAGGAUCAGGUGGGAGAUGUCUCCAGAUUUACAAGUCCAACCAUGGCUCUCUGUGUGGCAGCCGUAGCAGCGCUGCACCUGCUGCAUCUCCUGUCCGCCGCACCAGCGCUCCACGCAGCCACCAGCGUAGCAUCGCCAGGUUGCCUCAGCGAGUGCGGCGAGGUCAGUAUACCUUACCCGUUCGGUGUCGGCGCCGGCUGCUACGCCGAGGGGUUCCAGCUCACCUGCGACGAGACCCACGACGCCCCAAAGCUCCUGUUGGGCAACACUAGUGUGGUGGUGCUCAACAUCUCUCUGCACGACGGGAGCCUGCACAUCGACAACGGCGUCGUCAGUCUGACGGGGAGAAGCCUGUACAGCAUGGACUGGGGGAUCCCCCUCGGCGGCAACGGCAUCUUCACGCUGUCCUCGUUCUGGAACAGCUUCUUCGUCAUGGGGUGCGGGUUCAGGUUCCAGGUCAGGCAGCCGGGCGCGGACAACAUGAUCGUCGUGUGCCGUUCGCGGUGCCUGAGCGGGCGUCCCGCGGUAGCCACCGACGGCACCUGCUCGGGUGCUGGAUGCUGCGAGGCGUCCUUGCCCGGAUCGAGCAGCAUGUACUCGAUCAAGCUCGAAUCUCUGGACGGCACCGCGACGGAGGAGCAGCCGCCGUUCAACGCCACGUUUGUCAUCGCGGAUAAGGAGUGGUGGAUCACAGGCAACCACGGUAUGCUUCUGCAGGAGGCCGUCUCGGAUGGCCAGCUGGGCGUGUCGUCUGGCUCCGCUCUUCCGCUGCAGAUCAAGGCUGGUGGCAAGUGGAACUUUGGAAACCUGUCUUGUGCGGACGCUCCGAGGUCAAGUGGCUAUGGGUGCCUUAGCUCCAACAGCUACUGCCAUGAUCACUGGAACGGUGAAUCGUCUGGGUACAUAUGCCGCUGCAGCGACGGCUACGAGGGCAACCCUUACAUAAGAAAUGGAUGCAAAGCAAAUGUUGACGAGUGCACAAUCCGAGACAAGUACCAGUGCUUUGGUGACUGCAUUAACGUGGAUGGAUUUUAUAAGUGCGUCUGUCCACUUGGCACCUCUGGAAACCCCAUGGAACCACAUGGAUGCAUCCAAGAUACAGAGAAGUUCUCAGGAUUAGCUGUUGCCACAGGGAUUUGCUGUGGCGGGUGCCUUGUUCUUCUCAUCUUCGCUGCCAUCCUCCUGAGGCAAAAGCUAAGAGCCCGGAAAGCCAAGAAGCUGAGGAACUUUUACUUCAGGAAGAACCGUGGGUUGCUGCUGCAACAACUGGUAGACAAGGACAUUGCUGAAAGGAUGAUCUUCAGCCUGGAAGAGCUAGAGAAGGCAACAGAUACGUUCAACGUGGAUCGCAAGAUCGGCAAGGGAGGCCAUGGUACCGUCUACAAGGGCAUUCUGUCCGACCAACGCGUCGUAGCCAUUAAAAUGUCAAGACGAGCGGUGCAGAGCGAGACUGACAACUUCAUAAACGAGGUCGCCAUUCUUUCCCAGGUGAACCACAGGAACGUGGUAAAGCUCUUCGGAUGCUGCCUGGAGACAGAGGUCCCACUGCUAGUGUACGAGUUCAUCUCGAAUGGAACCCUUCAUGAGCACCUUCAUGUCAGCUCUUCGCAGUCGUUGCCAUGGAGGGAACGGCUGAGGAUCGCACUUGAAGUCGCGCGAUCUCUUGCGUAUCUACACUCUGCUGCUUCCCUGUCAAUAGUUCACAGGGACAUCAAGGCUACCAAUAUUCUGCUUGACGACAAUCUAACGGCGAAGGUGUCGGACUUUGGAGCUUCUCGUGGCAUCCCUAUUGACGAGACCAGAAUAACCACCGCCAUCCAAGGAACUUUUGGGUACCUGGAUCCGGAAUGCUAUAACACGAGACGGCUCACCGAGAAGAGCGACGUGUACAGCUUCGGCGUCAUGCUUGUGGAGCUUCUAACAAGGGAGAAACCGCAUGUCUACAUGUCAGCGGCAGGCGACAGUCUAGUGGAGCAGUUCCUGAUACUACACAGGCAAGACAAGCUCGCUGAGAUACUGGACCCGCAGGUUGCCAAGGAAGGGGAGGAAGAAGCCCGAGUAGUGGCCGAGAUCGCAGCGAUGUGUGUGAGCUCAAGCGGGGACGAUAGGCCCACCAUGAAGCAAGUCGAGAUGGGACUCGAGGUGCUGCAAAGCGCAGCGACCAGCGUUAAGAACACUCCGAGAACUGAGGAGCACGUCGUGGACAUUCCUUCAGCUGGGCGCCGACAGAGUGGCGGUACUACUGACGGGAAGAACAUCAGCAGGCGGUUUAGUAUGGAAAGGGAGGUCUUGUUGUCCAUGGAUUUCCCACGCUAACUUGGGUCCAUUUUUGUACUCC
Molecule: messenger RNA, 2413 nt
Organism: Zea mays
Lineage: Eukaryota; Viridiplantae; Streptophyta; Magnoliopsida; Poales; Poaceae
Product: wall-associated receptor kinase 5
Exons: 3
Coding region: 118-2391 (757 amino acids)
Biological process (GO): protein phosphorylation; cell surface receptor signaling pathway
Cellular component (GO): plasma membrane
Molecular function (GO): polysaccharide binding; calcium ion binding; ATP binding
Source: RefSeq, a predicted model, not a curated record